This is a messenger RNA of Eruca vesicaria subsp. sativa (arugula), 2010 nucleotides long. The record is from the annotation of a GenBank genome assembly. Lineage: Eukaryota; Viridiplantae; Streptophyta; Magnoliopsida; Brassicales; Brassicaceae.
AUGGGAGGCAGUAAGAAGCGUGUUGUCUCUCAACCUUCAUCUUCUCGUAGUAUUGUCAAAGCAAAUCCAAACAACAAAUCUGUUUGCACUGAAGCACCAAUUUUGUCUUCUUACAAUGACCAGAUCAGGCCGUUGCUUGACACAGUGGAUCGGCUGAGGAACCUGAAUGUGAUGAAAGAAGGGAUUCAGCUUCCCACCAUUGUUGUGGUUGGAGAUCAAUCGUCUGGAAAGUCUAGUGUUCUUGAGUCCUUGGCAGGAAUCAGUUUGCCUCGUGGGCAAGGAAUCUGUACUAGGGUUCCUCUUGUGAUGAGGCUUCAGGGAAGUAGCAGCCCUGAACCUGAGAUCUGGCUGGAGUAUCGUGACGAAGUUGUUCCAACUGAUGAGGAACACAUCGCUGAAGCUAUUUGUGCAGCAACUGAUGUGAUCACUGGAUCUCAUAAAGGGGUGUCAGACACUCCCUUGACCCUCCAUGUGAAGAAAGCUGGUGCACCUGAUUUGACCAUGGUUGAUCUUCCUGGGAUAACUCGAGUUCCGGUCAACGGACAGCCAGAGAACAUCUAUGAGCAGAUCUCUGGGAUGAUCAUGAAGUACAUCAAGCCUCAAGAGUCCAUCAUCCUCAACGUUCUGUCAGCUACGGUUGACUUCACUACCUGUGAAUCCAUUCGGAUGUCCAGACAAGUAGACAAAACAGGGGAAAGGACUCUGGCUGUGGUCACAAAGGCAGACAUGGCUCCUGAAGGUCUUCUCCAGAAAGUAACAGCAGACGAUGUGAGUAUUGGACUAGGUUAUGUAUGUGUCAGGAACCGUGUAGGGGAAGAAACAUAUGAAGAAGCAAGAAAGCAAGAAGAGAUGCUUUUCAAGACUCACCCAAUGCUCUCCAUGAUUGAUGAAAACAUUGUUGGCUUCCCAGUCUUGGCACAGAAGCUUACACACAUUCAAACAACCAUGAUUGCACGCUGCUUGCCUGAAAUUGUACGCAAGAUCGGCCACAAGAUGGAAACUGCUGACCUCGAGCUGAAAAAACUGCCAAUGGUAAUGGCUUCCACUGGGGAAGCAUUGAUGACAUUGAUGGAUAUCAUCGGCUCUGCUAAAGAGUCUCUCCUAAGACUUCUCAUUCAAGGAGAUUUCUCUGAUUACCCAGAUAACCAUAGCAUGCAUGGUACUGCUCGUUUGGCUGAUAUGUUAAGCAAGUUCUCAGAUGAUCUACAAGCAAAGCCUAAGCAAGUUAGAGAGUUCUUGAUGGAUGAGAUCAAGGUUCUUGAAGAAUGCAAAUGUGUUGGACUUCCCAACUUCAUUCCGAGAUCAGCAUUCAUGGCUAUACUUUCCCAACACGUGGAUAGCAUACAUGAGAAGCCGGUUGAGUUCAUCAAGAACAUAUGGGACUACAUCGAAGUUGUCCUCUCAUCAGUCAUCGCCAAACACUCUGAAAACUUCCCUCAGAUACAGUCUUCCAUCAAACGAGCUGGUAGGAAUCUCAUGUGCAAGAUCAAGGAGCAGUCAGUGGAUAGAGUGAUCCAGAUCGUUGAGAUGGAGAAGCUUACCGAUUACACAUGUAACCCUGAUUACAUGAAGUCCUGGACGGAGAAGAUAGAUACUCAGAAGAGCUUCGUCGACGCGGUUUUGAACGAUACUACAAAGCUUGAGAGCUUCACUGUAAAUGGGUUUGGGAAUGUGAAGAUAUCACAUCUGAGAGAGUAUCAUGCUCAUUUGUUGCAACAGGCGUUUGAUAUGAAGAUGAGGAUUACAUCUUACUGGAAGAUUGUACUUGGUAGGGUUGUGGACAACCUGGCGCUGUAUCUUCAGCUGUCUGUGAAGUAUCUAGUCAACACUCAGUUCCAGAAGGAGAUUGUGGCGGAGAUGGUGGAUUCUAAAGGCGGUGGAGGAAUUGAGAGGAUGUUGGAGGAGUCUCCGUCCAUUGCGAGCAAGAGGGAGAAGCUGAAGAAAAGUAUUAAGGUUCUGAAGGAUUCCAAGGAUGCUGUGGCAGCCAUUGUUGAUCAGAAUUCUGGGUAG